Morone saxatilis (striped sea-bass) is the source of this 3083-nucleotide messenger RNA. Its product is annotated as transmembrane protein 176A-like. The record is from RefSeq and is a predicted model, not a curated record. NCBI's taxonomy places the organism in Eukaryota, Metazoa, Chordata, Actinopteri, Moronidae. The coding region runs from base 837 to 1580 and encodes 247 amino acids. Gene Ontology annotation, cellular component: membrane. The transcript is spliced from 7 exons.
ACCACAUUGGACCAGGUCACCACAACUGGUGGGCAGGAUAUGGGUCUGAAAUGAUGGCAGAUGUUAGUGAAUAGAAAAAUGAGAUGAAAUAAAGGGACAAAGACAUAUAGACAUGAAUCUUUUCAUGAGAAAUGUCUUCAUACAGUAUGUAGAUAAAAUGAAGAACAAGCACACUAAUGGCUGAAAUAUGAGACAGAGGCAUGGUUCAGGAUUUGGCAAAAGUGAGGAACAAAACAUGGCAGAAACAGAGAGAGAGGCUGAACAUUAUUAACAGUAACAGUUAUUUAUUUUUGAAAGAAGAAUUGGAAGAGUAAAUUAAACAACUAGCCAAGGUUUUCAAGGUUUUACAAAAAAUUCUCCCCUUUUUGCAUUUUGACAAGUAGAAACAAAUUUUCACAAAUUUGAAAGUGGGUUUCAGACAGUGUUAAGGCUUUACCUAAAGCUUUUACAACAGUAAGAGUUGAUUUACUCCGAAGAAAUGUGGGGUGAUUUCUUUUAAAUUCAAUACAACCCAUGUAAAAAAGAUGGCACAUAACUCUUUUCAAUAUUCUGCAAAAAAUGCUAUUAGCUCCUUUUUUGUUUUUCACUCUGUCGAGCUGCUUUCAAGGUCAAGAACAACUUUAUACACUGUGUAGUUGUCAGUGACAGCUAAUGCAGUGACAGCUUCCGACCACCGGUGGCAGCACCGAGCACAUUGCUGCAGAGUGAGCUGCACCGUAGUGCCUGAGCAAAGUACGUAGGGCGUUAUUAUCGUGGAGUUUCAUGUCGUAUUUGCUUUAAAGAAAUCUCCUACAGUUCGACUUGUUUCUGCUACUUCACGUUUUCCUCCUGGCAAGAUGUCUAUGACCAUGACCAAGGCUGAAGGGGUCACUGUGUUCACUUUGACCUCUGACCCCCAAAGCACUUGUCCUCCACUGUGCCAAAUCCUCAAGGGCCUUUGCUACAGCCCCGUGUGCUGCUCUGUGUCUCAGCACUUGAGGAGGAUCCAGAGAACUUCUCAGUCAGUGCUGGGGGCUCUACAUAUUAUGGUUGGGUUGCUCAACAUCGGCCUUGCAGCGAUCCUCUGUGCUAGUCGUAGUGGCUCGUCGUGGCAAAUGGAUAGCUCCUUGUUUCCUUUUUGGUUUGGAGGAUUGUUCAUGUUAUUUGGUGUCAUGAGCAUUUUGUCUGAGAAGUAUCCCAGUCCAUGUCUGGUCAUCCUCAAUGUGAUUCUGAAUCUAGUCGGAGUUUGUUUUGCCAUCGCAGCCAUCGUACUCUACAGCAUGAAUAUAGCAAACAUAUGGGUGGGGUGGAUGUGUAAUGAAGACUAUAUGUCAGCGUAUAGUGUCCGAACUCCAUCUCCUCGUGAGGACAUCGUACAAGAGAAAUGCCUGGAGGGCGCAGCACUGAUUCUGAUGCUUCUGAGGAGCAUCAAUGCUGUGCUGAUUGUCCUGUCAGUCCUGGAGCUCUGUGUCACCAUCAGCUCUGCUGUGUUGGGGAUCAAGGCUCUGAGUAGCAGUGAGAAGAAAGAAAACAAGAGUACUGAUGACCCAGAGAUCUACAAACCACUACUGGAGGAAGUUACCAGUAACCCUACAGCUUAAAUGAAAAUAAAAAAAGCUUCACUGUAAUAUGUUUCUAUAAUCCUGUGCAUUUACACCAAUGACUGGAUGCACUCUUACGUCAAUGACUAUAACACAUAAUGCAAUAUACGGUAUAGUCUCUGCUUAAUGUUCGGUCUUUUCCAUCCACUGUUAAUUAAAACAUUUGCGCUUGGCUAUAUUCUACACUAUAUUAUAUAUGCUGCUGUCCAUUUCAUUCUUUGUUAAUGUUUUUAUAAAAUGGUUCUGGUUUGAUUAUGAUUUUCUAUCGGGUAAUGUGCCUUAGAGUCAGUAUGUUUGUUGGUAAAACAAAGCCGUUUUAAAAAAAAGGCAUAAAAACAAUUUACUAUUGUACACACACAGUUGUUUGUAUUUCUGUGAUCAGUUUAAUUACUAGUAGUAAAAAGGUUUGUAUUGGUUGGGCUCUUGUUAUAUAUAUGUAUUUUCGUGUGUGUUUUUAACUUAGAAUGAAUGAAAUUAAAUCCAUCCAUUGCAAUUAAAAUAUUUCACACUGUUUAAUUUCACGUCAGCAGAGCCGUAGCUAUCAGUUUUACAGGCUGAUUCUAAUUUGAUAUAAUAUUUUACUGUUUUAGCCACAAUAUAUAAAUCAAAAUGAAAGGAAUUAUUUCUCCACUUGGACCAAUUCCCUGGUGGUUAGAGAACGUCCUGGAAACGGCCUCUAUAAAUAAUUGUAGUGAGAUAAGGUUUCCACCUUCAACGUGGAAAAAUAUGGGACACUUUAGCAGCGGCCUCAUUUCAUGGGGAACACAAAUUAAGUGGGGGGUCUUCCCCCCAUGAGAUUAUGAGUGUCACUCAAACUGUGACACUUACUUUCCUGCAUUCUGGUGAAAUGUUAAACACCAAUUAGUCUUUUUUAUGCAUCAGUUUAAAAUUACUCUGAACAUGAAUGUAAAGGAAAUAAAGGAUCAAAACAUCAAAUCAUAGACAUGGGAAAAACGUUUGUCAAUAUAAAAUAAAUGACUUUUUAGUGUGAAACUGAUCAGAACAGCUGUCCUGGAUGUAGGCACUGAAAUGAAGAUCAACCUGUUCUAAAGUGAGGGAAAUGUGAAGAAACAAAAAAAGAAAUACUUUAUCUAAUAUAUAUACAUAUAUAUAUAUAUAUCUUAUACUGUAUAGAGGCAUGUAAUUUUAACCUUGAGUUAACCUUGAGUCCAGCUCUUUUCAGGAAAGAUGAGGUAGCCUAGCCCUGGGAACAACUGUACAGUUCUGGGGGUUUCAUGAAUUUACUGAUUGCACUCAGCGUCCUCUGCUCAGGCACUGCUCUGAUGUGGUAGUCCUCUGCUGAAUGCUGUUUCAGUCCAAAGUUACAAAUAUCUGCAAAUAAGGACCUAUUUGUCCUAUGUGCCCCACCCCUCUGGUUUUCUUUCUUUCUUAUAACAUAUCUAUUACAUAUAUGUGUGUAUGUAUACAUAAACGGUUGAGUUUGGAGAGGUUUGUUUUGUAUCAAAUAUUGAAUAUAAAAAUAAAACUUGAUGAUAUAUUGAA